This is a messenger RNA of Letharia columbiana, 4506 nucleotides long. RefSeq lists its product as uncharacterized. The coding region runs from base 1 to 4506 and encodes 1501 amino acids. Gene Ontology annotation, biological process: intra-Golgi vesicle-mediated transport; early endosome to Golgi transport. The transcript is spliced from 6 exons. The record is from RefSeq and is a predicted model, not a curated record. Gene Ontology annotation, cellular component: TRAPPII protein complex. NCBI's taxonomy places the organism in Eukaryota, Fungi, Ascomycota, Lecanoromycetes, Lecanorales, Parmeliaceae.
AUGUCACAGGUACCUUUCUACCUUGCCGUUAAAGCGUCCAAAGAUUACCUCUCCCCGCAACGAAGCUGUGAAGCUGACUUCUGUUAUGAUCUAGUGGAAUACGCGGAUCCAUCUGGUACAUAUCCCUCCCUAAGCCCUGAGCUUCGCCGUCGACUACCUCUGCGUCAUCUCCACUGGAAAUCAUCAUCACGCCCCGUUCGAACUAUCGACUCUCUCCACGUUACGCUCAUUGCGGACGAAGGACCGCUCGAUGCCAACGACAACCGGCCAGCACCCAAGGGCGAGAGCCCGCGGAAAGAGAGAAGGCAUCAGAUCCCUGGCUUACGACAAACGCCAUAUCUGAAAAUUUAUUUCCUGCAAUGCAUUGACGUUGAUAAUUACAAGGUGAAUUCAAGAAAGUUGCUGCGAGAUUGGGUCAAAGAUCACACUCCACCAUCUCAAAGCAGUACCUCGCUCACCAAACAAGAGAAUCAUGAUGCUUUCGAAUGGCUCAUUGUUCACGUGCUUCCAGCAUCUGCGGACGAAGAUACAUCCAGACCCUCCAGUGUUGCCAGAACCGAGUCAGAGAAAAGGUCAAGCUCUUCAAGAUGGCCUUCGCGCAGCUCCUCUAGCGUCAUUGAAAAGAUACGUGUGGAUUUCAAUGGAACGUCUAAGAACGCCGUGGAUCGUGUUGCUCAAGUCCAGGUAGCAGACUAUCCGGGAGAGGACUCAGGGGGGGGCCAGCUACGAUCUCAAGACGACAAGAAUGGCUGGGGAGAUUUUGUCGCAAAAAUGAAGUCACUGAUACUAGCAUCUUUUGACCUGAGAGUGAACCAAUAUGAGGAAGAUAUUAGGGAGAAAGAGCUGCAAAGGAACCUUCCUGGUUGGAACUACAAUACGUUCUUCGUUUUGAAAGAGGGUCUCGCUAGGGGCUUCGAAAAUGUCGGGUUGACGGAGGACGCUUUAACUGGCUAUCACGAGCUUGCUGCUGGCCUGAAUGCGAUCGUGGAUGUUCAAAGUGGUAAGGACACUACUGAACAGCAGGCAGCCCUUUUCAGCGACUAUACAGAGGAUCUGGUUGAGUCAUUCAAGCAGAUGAAACGAUGCAGCAAAAGCACUCAAACAUCGUGGCACGAGAAGCCGCAGGUUGUUGAUCUAGGUGCCUGCAUUUUAAAUACAGAUCGGAAACCCUUCCGAGAUCUGAUCCUUGCGAAUAAAAUCUCCUCUUUUGACUUCCAAUGUUACGUCUUCGCCCGUCAAGUGUCCCUUCUGUUGCGUCUAGCAGACGUGGCUGUUCAAAGUUAUCCCCCAACGAAUGGUGCGAUCGUUGGAGGUGGCAGCGACGCGCAUUUUGAUGUCGGCACCCGAUUCUUGAAGCCCAGUGGCGAAGAUCGAGAAGACCUUACCAUACUCGCCGAAGUGGCUCAGAGAGCUUCCAAUUUCAUCAACUCCGUUGCUACAACUAUUCGAAAUGACAUCAGGUCUGGGAUACACCCAUCAGACGACGACCAGGAUGAAAAUGGUGGCUUCUCAUAUAUCGUGCACGAAGAGAUUGUUGAAAAUCUGGUAGCAUCGUGGGUUUUCUCUGCAAGCAGAUGCAUCCUGGAAGCAACAUCGGCAAAUUCACUGUCUGCUCAGCUUGAUCCUCUUUUACGUCAGCUGAAGUCUUCCAUUAAAUCAAGCAUGGGGGACAACGAAAGGGGGGUGGGACCUAUCAUUGACACCGUCUAUCGUAAGGGUCUACCUGACAGAACAAGCUCACUGAAAGCUCACGCUUCCGUGUUGUCACACCCGCCUAUUCAGGAGAACUUUCCCUCGGUGACCUUAUUGGAUGCCGUAAGACUACUACCGCCUGCUACCUUCCAUCCAGGUGCUCAAGAACUAGCCUCGCGGCGAGGAGAUUUACUUGCUCUGGCCAGACGAGCUCUUAGUGGUCUUGGGCUUCAACAUGUUAAUCGUCAAGGAGGUCUGGCUGAUUUAGGCAUGGUAUCUGGGGCUGAAGAGGAAGAGAUGCACGAUGUGAAGCUGGAAGACACCAGAGAGCAAGAAGAAAAGCCGCUCGAGAGCUUACCAGUCACUGCACGAGCUCCAACCACCGCUGGGUUAUGCAACAGAAAGUUAUUCUCGGCUUUGCAGUCGAAAAAUGACUUCUACCAGGCGUUUGAGGAAUCGACUGUAUCAACGCUAGCCAACUAUGUCAUCGGUGGAAGAACUAAAGCUGCUGAAGGAAUGACCGUGGACCUCGCAGUUACACGAUUCCUGCUCGAAGACUACGAGGUGGCGGCAUCUUAUUUUCGUCAGCUGACCCCGUUCUACGCGAAAGAUGACUGGUCGGACUUGGAAUUGCUCAUGCUUGACUUGUACGCCCAGUGUCUUCAUCAUAUGGAGCGAAAUGAGGAUUACGUCCGCAUUGGAUUGAAGGUAUUGGCCAAGACGAUUCGAAGCAAGGCCGCUAUCAAACAGCAACCACAAGAAACAUUGACGAAGCUUGCAAAUAUUCACCAGCCUCCACAGUGUGCGAUGGGCAGUUUAAGUGGUAUCUUAAGCGCCUCGAAAUCACUGAAAGAACUGGUAUCACUACCGAUGGAUACUUACUUCGACCCUAUCGACAUGGGAAUGUAUGUUCGUCAUUCGCCUGACGACGAUGGCUUUCAAUUUCCACUUGUGUUAAGGAGUCUUUUACCAGAAAGCUUCCUGGCCGAGUCAGUGCGAGUGCAAAUUCUCAGUGUAGAAGAGGAUCAGCGCUCUGAGCUUUGGCUCCAUGCCAACGGCCAAAAUAUCGAACCCGGCACGUCUAGUAUAUGGCUUGGCUCAAAUACGAUGUUCCCAGCCUGGUAUGUCUUGAAUCAGGUCACGAUUCUUUCUGGAAAUAUCCUCUUUUCUCACAGUCUUUCUCCGCCAUCCGACGGCCUCCCCUUCGCGAGUUCCAGAUACUCGACAAUAUCUGGACUCACCAAUCGACGACGUUUGCUACUCUGGCCCCAGUUCAGAAGCCUUGAAGCUCGCCUGUCUCAUUCAGAACACAUUCAUCUCGAGCGAACAAAGUCCAUCGCCGUGAAAAUAUCCAGCGGCUGGAACGAAAUAAUUCAAGGUAGGCUAUCAUUACGAGCUGCCUCUGCAGGGCUUCGACUUCACACCGCCCGGGCGGAAAUCUGGAACGGCAAAGUCGCUAUUACAGACAAGUCACAACCCGGCAGUAUCUUCUUCGGUCAAUUUCAUUCGAAUAUCACUGCCGACGUGAACAUUCCCUACAGCCUUGAGAGUGAUCUCAAAGAGAUUGUGGUGCGUGCUGAGGUCACUUACGCUACUGAACGCGGGGAAUUCGUUUACGCUUGCGGUUCGAAAAUCUCUACUGUUCUUCCAAUAACAAUCAAUGUUCGAGAUACUUUCAAGAAGAGUGCCCUUUUCUCCACAUUCACUGUGGGCACUGCAAAUUCGAUCCCUGUCAAAAUAUUGAAAUGCACCGUCGAGGGGAACGAAGAUUUUAGUGCAACCUCGCAAAUCCUAGACAGCGGCGAGCAUGAUGUUUUCGUUCGCCAGCCACUUUCCUUGAUCUCAAGAAUAUAUCGUACCUUGCGGGGGAAGCGUGACUUGGAUGCAAACGAAACUGCACAGAGAAAAUUGUUUCUACACGUCGAGUAUCGAUGUCUGGAUCAAGAGAUCCUCACAGUAGCUGAAAUUAUUUGUCUAAAGGCCCUCGCAGCUACGCCUAUGCAAAAGCUUUCGCGCUUGUUGACGCCUGCAUUGCUUGAGACAUUACAUUCGAGGUUUUCGACUCAACAGCUCGAGAUGGCUGGCCUUCUCCGUGAGAUCGACGUAGGCACGUUUGAUGAUUACGGCUGGGACUCUUCGAUACUUGCUGGCCUUCCACCGGAUCUUGGAGAGGAGCUCGCUAGAUGGUUGAGAAAUUGGCACGACGAUCAUCCCACGAUCUCGUUUAGGGAUAUUGAUCGAACGUUGCGGAGGCAACAUCUUACGGUUCCAUUCGAUGUACCUCAUGUACAGAUUUUACAUACAGUACAAAUGCGUCCCAUGCAUAAUCGUGCAGCGCCAUGUUUGCAGCCGGACUUUCUCGCCCUCGGAUCUGCCUUGCCAUUGGAGGUCGUCAUACGUCACACACGCAAGUGGUGGGAUGGUGAUGCGAGGUCAAGAAAUGAUGGCAAACCCUUGGACUUCAAGUACGAAGUGCAUGCUCUUCCCGAUGAUUGGACUAUUGGGGGACAGAGGAAGGGCCACUUUAGCGCAAAGGCAGAUGAGAGUUUAAACUUUGCAAUUAUCCUCUUGCCACAACGUACAGGUCACUUGAUGUUUCCUUCCAUUGACAUACAUCUUUCUCAUCCAGCCCAUGUUUCACACCGGCCUGACGAUCGAGAAGAUUCGGCAGAAUCAUGGAUUUCCUGUGAGACGGAUUACCAACACCAGUCCGAAACAAUCCUGGUUGUCUCUGGUCUGAGUAGCACGACUGUCAGCAUCGAUCCUAGUAGCAUGGUAGGUGGGACGUGGCUUGUCGGGUCGAAGAGCAGAUGA